This is a messenger RNA of Erinaceus europaeus (western European hedgehog), 497 nucleotides long. Its product is annotated as histone H2A type 1-B. The transcript has a single exon. Bases 69 to 461 code for a protein of 130 amino acids. Gene Ontology annotation, cellular component: nucleosome. The record is from RefSeq and is a predicted model, not a curated record. Lineage: Eukaryota; Metazoa; Chordata; Mammalia; Eulipotyphla; Erinaceidae. Gene Ontology annotation, molecular function: protein heterodimerization activity; DNA binding; structural constituent of chromatin.
CCUGCACUAUGUAUAAAUACCUGACUUUACGCUGAGGCUUACUUCUCAUACACUUACUUUUGUUAGGUAUGUCUGGACGCGGAAAGCAAGGUGGCAAGGCUCGCGCCAAAGCCAAAACUCGCUCUUCUAGAGCUGGACUCCAGUUUCCCGUGGGCCGAGUGCACCGCCUGCUCCGCAAGGGCAACUACUCCGAGCGCGUCGGAGCCGGCGCCCCGGUGUACUUGGCGGCGGUGCUGGAGUACCUGACGGCCGAGAUCCUGGAGCUGGCGGGCAACGCGGCCCGCGACAACAAGAAGACCCGCAUCAUCCCGCGCCACCUGCAGCUGGCCAUCCGCAACGACGAGGAGCUCAACAAACUGCUGGGCCGCGUAACCAUUGCGCAGGGAGGCGUCCUGCCCAACAUCCAAGCUGUGUUGCUUCCCAAGAAGACUGAGAGCCACCACAAGGCCAAGGGAAAGUAAAGAAUAGGAGUAUUAAAAGGCUCUUUUCAGAGCCAC